AUGAAACUCCGGUUCAAUCUCUACCCCACCCCCACAUACACCCUGUCCUACAUCAACCCCACCCCCACAUACCCCCCACGUCUCAUCAACCCCACCCCACAUACACCCUGUCCUACAUCAACCCCACCCCACAUACACCCUGUCCUACAUCAACCCCACCCCCACAUACCCCCCACGUCUCAUCAACCCCACCCCACAUACACCCUGUCCUACAUCAACCCCACCCCACAUACACCCCCCACGUCUCAUCAACCCCACCCCACAUACACCCUGUCCUACAUCAACUCCACCCCCACAUACACCCUGUCCUACAUCAACCCCACCCCCACAUACACCCUGUCCUACAUCAACCCCACCCCACAUACACCCCCCACGUCUCAUCAACCCCACCCCACAUACACCCUGUCCUACAUCAACCCCACCCGCACAUACACCCUGUCCUACAUCAACCCCACCCCCACAUACACCCUGUCCUACAUCAACCCCACCCGACAUACACCCCACCGUCUCAUCAACCCCACCCCACAUACACCCUGUCCUACAUCAACCCCACCCCCACAUACACCCUGUCCUACAUCAACCCCACCCCCACAUACACCCUGUCCUACAUCAACCCCACCCCACAUACACCCCACCGUCUCAUCAACCCUACCCCCACAUACACCCUGUCCUACAUCAACCCCACCCCCACAUACACCCCACCGUCUCAUCAACCCCACCCCCACAUGCACCCUGUCCUACAUCAACCCCACCCCCACAUACACCCUGUCCUACAUCAACCCCACCCCACAUACACCCCACCAUCUCAUCAACCCCACCCCACAUACACCCUGUCCUACAUCAACCCCACCCCACAUACACCCUGUCCUACAUCAACCCCACCCCCACAUACACCCUGUCCUACUUCAACCCCACCCCCACAUACACCCUGUCCUACAUCAACCCCACCCCCACAUACACCCCCCACGUCACAUCAACCCCACCCCCACAUACACCCUGUCCUUCAUCAACCCCACCCCACAUACACCCCCCACGUCUCAUCAACCCCACCCCACAUACACCCUGUCCUACAUCAACCCCACCCCCACAUACACCCUGUCCUACAUCAACCCCACCCCCACAUACCCCCCAUGUCUCAUCAACCCCACCCCCACAUACACCCUGUCCUACAUCAACCCCACCCCACAUACACCCCCCAGGUCUCAUCAACCCCACCCCACAUACACCCUGUCCUACAUCAACUCCACCCCCACAUACACCCUGUCCUACAUCAACCCCACCCCCACAUACACCCUGUCCUACAUCAACCCCACCCCACAUACACCCCCCACGUCUCAUCAACCCCACCCCACAUACACCCUGUCCUACAUCAACCCCACCCGCACAUACACCCUGUCCUACAUCAACCCCACCCCCACAUACACCCUGUCCUACAUCAACCCCACCCGACAUACACCCCACCGUCUCAUCAACCCCACCCCACAUACACCCUGUCCUACAUCAACCCCACCCCCACAUACACCCUGUCCUACAUCAACCCCACCCCCACAUACACCCUGUCCUACAUCAACCCCACCCCACAUACACCCCACCGUCUCAUCAACCCUACCCCCACAUACACCCUGUCCUACAUCAACCCCACCCCCACAUACACCCCACCGUCUCAUCAACCCCACCCCCACAUGCACCCUGUCCUACAUCAACCCCACCCCCACAUACACCCUGUCCUACAUCAACCCCACCCCACAUACACCCCACCAUCUCAUCAACCCCACCCCACAUACACCCUGUCCUACAUCAACCCCACCCCACAUACACCCUGUCCUACAUCAACCCCACCCCCACAUACACCCUGUCCUACAUCAACCCCACCCCACAUACACCCCACCGUCUCAUCAACCCCACCCCCACAUACACCCUGUCCUAUAUCAACCCCACCCCACAUACACCCUGUCCUACUUCAACCCCACCCCCACAUACACCCUGUCCUACAUCAACCCCACCCCCACAUACACCCCCCACGUCACAUCAACCCCACCCCCACAUACACCCUGUCCUACAUCAACCCCACCCCACAUACACCCCACCGUCUCAUCAACCCUACCCCCACAUACACCCUGUCCUACAUCAACCCCACCCCCACAUACACCCCACCGUCUCAUCAACCCCACCCCCACAUGCACCCUGUCCUACAUCAACCCCACCCCCACAUACACCCUGUCCUACAUCAACCCCACCCCACAUACACCCCACCAUCUCAUCAACCCCACCCCACAUACACCCUGUCCUACAUCAACCCCACCCCACAUACACCCUUGUUUAGUAACAGUAUGUAACAGUCGACCUGCUGGUGUUCAGGUGAAAGCAGGAUUCAGCAGCAUUUCAGAAAACCCCCAGAAGUUUGGAGUGCACUUCAACAUGAAUUUUUUUCUGAGUUGA
This is a messenger RNA of Clarias gariepinus (North African catfish), 2439 nucleotides long. RefSeq lists its product as uncharacterized. The record is from RefSeq and is a predicted model, not a curated record. Lineage: Eukaryota; Metazoa; Chordata; Actinopteri; Siluriformes; Clariidae. Bases 1 to 2439 code for a protein of 812 amino acids. The transcript is spliced from 2 exons.